UGGCGGACUGUUGAUUUUCAGUUUUAGCCUAUAUUCAUCAUGGUAGGAAGUAAAUUAUAAUGUUUUUGAAGGGUUGUCUACUGUAAUGAGUGAAAAGUCGAGUGGGGUGAAGGGUAAGCCACCAGACAAGAAGGAUGGUGUUGCUUCAGAAAGUAGUCAAGUCUCAACUAAAGAGAAAACAACAGCCAGCAACUCGAACGAAAAUGCAACUUUGGUGGAAACCCAAAAGGUCGCUGAGACUAAAGUUUCAGAAAAGGGGAAAGAGUCGCGUAGAGUUACGGACACAAAAUCAUCGACAAAGGUAAAUGGCAUAAGAAAUGGGGGCAUGGGUGGUACAAGGUCCAAAAGGGACGAAGAACGCCGAUAUUAUCCCCCUCCAAAAUCAUCAGGCAGGGGUCGAUACGAAUCGAAAGCAGGUGGAUACCAUGGUCCUACGUCAGCAUCUUCCCCGAGGUCGGAUUCGAAGCGUUCGGGUGACUCAUCUCGAUAUUUCUCUGAUGAGUCCCGUCUAUCCAAGUACAUCCGUCGUGUGGUAAGAGAAGGUGACAGAGAAAGGCGGCUUACAGCAGCAAAGCAGUUCAAGGAUUACCUGAGGACAGGAGAGGGGUCAAAGGCUGCUUCAAAGAUGGCAGAUGAUAUUUUGGUUGAACUGCAAGAUAUAUUUUAUGAAAGAACAUCUCGGGAGCUUAAGCAGGAGAUUGCUGCCUGUGUUGGCAUUGUUGGAGGGACUAUGGGACAUGAUGCUCAAAGAUAUUUCCAUUGGCUGUUUGAUCAGACAAACAAUGUGAUCGAGGACGAUAUAAAGUCUCUCUUCCUGGACUCACUGCUUGAGGCAUUGAAGUAUGAUGAGAAGAAGCAGUCAACUGGAAAUUUGAUGCCGAUGGUGAUGACCAAUGUCCAGACCCUGUUGGAGAAUGCGGACACUCCAGAGUUACUGAUAUCGGUCAUCAAUGUCAUUCUACACAUAGCCAAACACUACCAGCAUGUGUUUGACUCCCACUUCAGGGACACAGUGGACAUCCUGGUCGGCUGGCACAUAGAUUCGUCACAGAAGGAUACGCUGAUAGAUUUUACAUCUUCAGCUCUAAUUGAUUUCCACACAUUCUGGGUACUGGACUUGUCCUUUUCUGUCACCCUACUGGGACAGUUCCUGGAAGAUAUGGAGGCGUACGCUGAGGACUUGACGUACAGUGGAUCUGAUCGUGCCUAUGAGGAGGACUGUGUGUGUAAAAUCUCCGCCCUCCUUAAAGUGUUUACGACAGUGGUGAAAAGCCUCGGCGACAGCCUACAGCCUGGAAAUAGUAGUCAGAUCACACGCGAGUAUAUCAUAGAGGUCCUGGACAGAAUUGUGAAGAGUGUAGAGACAGUUGUGAAGAACUACUUCUCAGAGUCUGUACUUAUUACAGCAAACAGUUGUGUGUGCCUAUUGGUCCACCAGCUACAGACAGAAGUGAUCCACAGUAGUUGUCUCCUGUCCUUCAUUCUCACUCAGACUGGACGUGUUGGCCUCGUCAGCUACAAGUACAUCCACUCUUUGCUGACCACUACACAGAAGGUGAUAGAAAUGUACGGAACACAGCUGACAGUGACGUUCCUGUCACAGCUCCUUGUACCUGGCUCACUGCUACAACAGUGUCGAUUCUCGCAGAGUGAGGAGGUUGUGGAACAACUGAUGGCUCUGUACCAUGAUGUCAUGGCUCUAAAGAGUGUCCCGUUACUGGAGGAAGCCUACAAGUUUAUCGUUGGUGACCUACAGCGUGCAUACAACUUGUUGUUAUUGGAAGCGGGGGAGAAAGUGAUGGUGGACCUCAUCCCCAACAACCCUUUUGAGGCUACACACUACACUGUUUCCCAUGCACAGACUGUCUGUGUAUUCAACCUGUGUGCUCUGGCUGAGAUUGGCAACACCAAGAAUAACCUUAUAGCUAUGUGGGCACUGUCCCCCAGUAUAUUUGACCUAAUCAGUCGUCAUUUUGACCCCCUUGAGGUGUCAGUGGCCGAGAGGUAUCCUGCCAUACAGUACGCUAUCCUCAACGCUCUCUUCUCUCACUGUACCAGACAUGGAAACUUCAUAUCGAGUAGCAGCUUGUUAACCCAGAACUCAUUCAGGGAAGGCUCGGUACUGGCCAAUGUCAGUCCGACGACUAGUAACAACUUCUCACGAGUUCUUAGGCUACUCACUGGACUCCUAGCCAGCACCAGUACAUCCUACGACAGUCGGUGCCUGUGUCUUAAGUGGAUCAAUGACAUCAUCUCCAGUCUCAACAGUAGCACUCAUAUCUUCUCCAUGGACGAUUUUGUCAUCCUUAUUAGGGUUGUGAUACACCUAGGUCACAAUCAGGAUCUCCAAAUCACCAUGUCGAUCUGUCAGUGUCUACAGAGCAUCUUCAGGAUGAACAACAACCUCCCAUCUUCUAUAAUGCAGAGAAGCGUGAAGCUGAGUGUAUAUAAGCUAACAGACAACAGGGUAGCGGUUAGGGAGGCAUUCUUCAGGCUGCUCAAACUCCUUCCAGUCAAUGUUACUACUAGACUGACCAGUCUACUACACCUAUGCGAUGACAGUGACCAGGCGGUCAGUUUACAGGAGGGUGCCGAGGGGGUCACUGCCGCCUGGCUAGCCAAGGGUUACCACAUGAGUAAGAUCCCCAGCGGGGGUUUCCACUCUCUUAACUUCAGACAUGUGAUGGCCUUCAUCCUCAACAACACCCAACCUGUACAAUCUGGAAGCUGGAAUUGGCUGGAAGCAAUGUUCUACAGCUGCCAGUCAUCAACCCAGGACCCACGUCAUUCCUCCGACACUUUCAAUCUCCGAGACUUUGUUGAUGGUAAUGAAGGUAUGCUGUGGUUCUGGGCCACCUGGGAGGCAGCCCAGUACUGUGUGUUAAAUCGUCUGAGGACGCCACUCGGUAAACCUCAGGACACGUUCACGUCAAUAGAGGGCGUGAUAAAGAAAGUCGCCAUAGACAUGCAGAGCCACCUACAGGAGGAUACCGACAAAUCAAAGGGAGAGCAUAAGAAAGCAGGAGAAAAGAGUGGAGAACUUGGAUGUCACCUUCGAGUCCAGCUCCUCUUGUCGUUUAUGGAACAGUUGGAGAAGUUACUCUACAAUGCCUAUGAGGGAUGUGCGGCUGCUAUGCCAAUGGCGCCCAAAGUCGUUCGAACAUUCUUCCGAACAAACAAAGCUACAUGUCUAGAAUGGUUGUCAAGGAUACGCUCCAACAUUAUCAAGAUAGCACUGCAUGCUGGGAUGCCGGCCAUGGCUGUGAGACAGGCUCACGAGCUGUUGAGAGACAUGAAAGAAAAUAACAACACGCAGACUCCCGAGUUUGAGCAGACACUUGUGUACCUGGUACAGGCCCUUUGUGACCUGAAGCAGGCUGAUGCGGUGAUGGGGCUCUACACCUGGUGUAAAGACAUCACUGGUAAGAAGCUGUCCCUGAUCAAGGCUGCGGUGGAGAAGGCUUCAGGAAGGUAUGAAAAUGCAGCAGUUGAGUACAAGUCUGUCCUGAAGGUCAUGUUGUCAUCCGACGGCUCCGAGGACUUGAGGGCGGACAGUGAGGGCGGUCGGGCCUCUGGUGAGCUGGUGAUGCCUAAGAGAAUCACAGGUAUCCUCAGCAAGCAGACGGCACAGAUGCAGCAGACGCAGCAGCAGCACGACUCCUCCAUACACAUUAACAAACUAAACAUGGCCGUCAAUCAGGUUGUCGACUGUUACCAGCGACUCGGUGACUGGGAGUCUGUACUUGAGUGGCAGGAACGGGUCGUGGAGUAUCGUCAAGACCCAAAUCUGAGUGAUGUACAGGCGGCUUUCAAAACCACUGUUGACAUGAACUACAUCAAGGCGCUAUCGUCAUUUGAACACGAGGACUAUGUAGGUGUGAGAGAGAACUUGGAGCUUGUUCCGGGAGUUUCUGACAUCAGUAAGGCGGACAAGGCCUAUACUCCACAAUUGUGGAGUCAGACCCAGAAACUGGACCAAGUCCACCGCAACUUUAUCCAGGUGGCCUCGCUCAUGAUGGAACAGUCCAGUGUCAAGACUGAUAUGGUGCGCUGUCUCACCCGCGGAGAGAAGCUUGCCGAAAACAUGCUGAGGAUUCAGUCAAUGGAGUGGCCGCUCCUCAUGUCCCAGCAAACACUCACAGAACUGUCAACAAUCGUCACGCUCCGUCAACAGCUCGAGGAAAAGAAAAACAAGACCGUACUGUUGCCCCUGAAUGAGAGUUUGAAGUUAGAGGAGGGAGAACACGAUGUCAGUACUUUUCUACAGACACAGAGGCUGUUACUGUUGCAACAACAGCUGUCCGGCCUGGACUCCCAGAACGGUCUAAAGAACCAGUUGUUCCAGCUAAGACUGUCUACAGCUUCUCUCGCAAGGAAGCAGAGCAACUUUAACCUAGCUGAGGAACUACUUCUUCGCCAGAUAGGUACAAUGACGAAGGAUUCCACAGAGAAUGGCCGAGUGGUCAGUACAGAGGCUCUUCUGCCUGCACUGACCGGACUCCGCUCACCAGAUCGGGCAUCAAGCCAGUUGGAUAUCCUGAAGGUUGAACGGGAGGGUGCAAAGCUUCUACACAGCAUCGGUCAAAACAAAGACAGCAUCAGUGUGUUGAGUAGUAGUGUGGUCGGUUAUAUUUGUAGUGACAUUCAGGUGGACACAAAAGACAAGACCAGCUUAGUUAACUGUAGCGAGCUGUCAGCCCGGUCACUCCUUACAUUGGUCAAGUGGUUACAGAUUGACCACAAGAUGCUGGUCAGUGCAGCCAGCCAGCUGAGACUGUCCGGAGCUACCGAUGACAAAGUGAAGGACAGUAGUGCGUCUCCUCUGGUCCACAACCUAAACUUGUUACUGGAGACGGAGGAACGUGGUGCCAGAAAAAAACUUGGCUUAGUUUUGGAGGACACUGAUCAAGAACUGAGGAUUGGAGACAAUCCGAUCUUGUCUGACAUUGACAGUGUGGUGGGUCGUAUCCUUCACUUGGGAACAAUGGAGUCGGCCACACUUAGUAAGGCCUGGUUCUCCCUGGCCAGCUGGUGUUACAAGUGGGGCAGGAAGGCUGUUGACAAUGCCAGCCAUGGUUCUGUGGAACUUCUUACUGAUGAGAAAGCUGAUGUUCUUUCACUGCUACCAAAGGGAACCAGUAAUGAGGAGACAGCCAAGGUUUUGGGUGUACUCAGUCAGAUACACACACAAGUAUCCAAUGAGGAGGACAUCGGGGAACAAGAUCAGGACCUUUGUGAUGAGGGGACAGAGACAACGAGGAAGCAGCUGUUGUCGUGCUGUCUAUCCCUACAGAUAGCGUCGGACGAGUGUAUAGAGGCACUGCUCAACGUGUGGCGAGGAGUUGUCCACCGUGUCUACCACUACUACCAGCUGUCGGCCAAGGCCUACUUUACUUAUCUACAGCUCAACGGACUGACCGAGAAGAUUCAAAGUGAUGAGGAUGGGAAUGUGAUAGCCACACUACGACUAUUGCGGCUCCUGGUGAAACAUGCUUGGGAACUGAGGAAUGUGCUGGAAAGUGGACUUGCUAGUACUCCCACAGCACCUUGGAAAGGUAUCAUUCCUCAGCUGUUUUCACGGUUGAGUCACCCCGAGUCAUACGUAAGACAGAGCAUCUCUGACCUACUGUGUCGUGUGGCCCAGGACGCGCCCCACCUCAUCGUGUAUCCAGCAGUUGUGGGCAGCUCCUCUACAGACAAGUUCACGAAGGAACAGAACAGAAACAGCUUGUUAAACAACUACCUGGCGGAGCAGCUUGAGGAGGGCGGGGAGGAAGAACAACAGUCCCAGGAGGAGGAGGGGGAGGAAGAGGAUCCCUCCACCACCAUGCUUCAGAACUGUCUAGCUUCCAUUGUCGACACCCUCGCCGUCAACAACCCAAGGAUGAUAGGUGAAGUAAAACAACUCGUACAGGAGCUGCGACGCAUCACUCUACUCUGGGAUGAACUCUGGCUUGGUACACUUAACCAACAACAUCAGGACGUCUCACGGAAACUCAGCCAGCUUGAUGCCGAGGUGAAGAAGGUCAUGGCCAACAGCUCGCUGACCAAAGAUGAGAAAUUGGCCAUCAUAAAGGAAAAGCACAGGACUAUUAUGAAGCCGACACUCUAUACCAUGGAGAAACUACAGGAGAUUACCAGUGAGACUCCGGAGACACCACAUGAGGAGUGGUUCCAUGACACGUAUGGUAAACUCAUCAACGCCGCCAUGGAGAAGCUUCGGAACCCGACCAAUCCUAGUCACCCCAACAGUAGCUGGCAACACUUCAAACAGCUACAUUCAAGUUUGCAACAGAGGGCUCAGAAACGUAGCAGCCUCAUCCUUAGGAUGGAAAAGAUCAGUCCAAAACUGGCCUCUCUGAAAAACACGGUCAUUGCCAUGCCUGGUUUAGGCACGUCAGGAAGGGUGGUUACUAUAGAAUCGGUCUCCAACACUCUGCAGAUCCUUCCUACCAAGACUAAACCGAAGAAACUUGUCUUCAUAGGAUCUGAUGGCAAAAAGUACCCGUACCUGUUCAAAGGUCUAGAGGAUCUCCAUCUUGACGAGAGGAUCAUGCAGUUUCUCAGUAUUGUCAACAACAUGUUUGCCAGUGCUUCAAAUGGUGACCAACAGCUGUAUCGGGCUCGCCACUACUCCGUGACUCCGCUGGGUCCACGCUCCGGACUUAUACAGUGGGUUGAUGGAGCCUCGCCUCUUUUUGGUCUCUACAAGCGCUGGCAACAGAGGGAUGCUCUGGCUCAAGCUGCUAAGUCGAGCAGCGUUAGCAGUUCAACUCAGGCUAAUGCACAACCAAGCAUAGCUCGACCCAGCGACAUCUUCUACAACAAACUCACGCCUGCUCUUAGGGACAAGGGAGUAACCAACCUUGAAAACAGGAAGGAGUGGCCACUAACAGUCCUAAGGACUGUUCUACAGGAACUGAAGGAGGAGACCCCGGGGGAUUUACUCGCACGUGAACUAUGGUGCCACAGUACCGGAUCCAAUGAAUGGUGGCACGUUACCCAAACGUAUGCCCGCUCUACUGCUGUGAUGUCCAUGAUUGGGUACAUCAUCGGACUCGGAGAUCGACAUCUCGACAACGUGUUGGUCGACUUAGCUACUGGCGAGGUGGUUCACAUUGACUACAACGUUUGUUUUGAGAAGGGGAAAGGCUUACGAGUCCCAGAGAAAGUGCCUUUCAGGAUGACUCAAAACAUUGAGAUGGCUCUCGGAGUGACAGGAAUUGAGGGAACAUUCCGAAUUGCUAGCGAGCAUGUCAUGAAGACGAUGAGAAAGGGUCGCGAGACUCUUCUGACCCUGUUAGAGGCCUUCGUAUAUGAUCCUUUAGUGGACUGGACAACAGGUAACGAGGGUGGUUAUACAGGGGCUUUCUACGGUGGAGGAAUAUCCACCCUCGGAAAUGCUGGGGAAGGUCGGCAGACAAAACAUGAGAUGGAAAGGGAGAUAACUACGAGUAUGUUUGCUAUCAGAAUGGCUGAAAUGAAAGCUUCAUGGCAGAAAAACAGAGAUGAGAUGGUAUCGGCCCUUCCAAAGUUACAACAGCAGGUCCAGGGAUGGCUUGGUAUAGCUCAGGCCUACUACACCAAUCUUGGAAACCUACAGAGCAUGAAGGAUUUGAAGGAGUUGCUUAGUGAAGCUCUCACAGAUCUCAGUAGCACACUUUUCUCCCUGAAGGACAGGUAUGAUGAAUACAUGGUGGUAAAGACAACCAGGGACAGCGUUAACGAAGUGAUGAGGGAGAAAAUUGAAGAGUUCACACACUGGCAAGAGCUCCACAAGCAUGUCAUUCAGACAUUACAGAGCCACAGUUUCCAGAAGAUGUGUGCUAAUGUCACAAACCCGCCGGGUCUGGGUGCCCCCAGCUUUGCUGCUGCAACAGAGUUCCUCCAGGGUGCCGGACAGAACCAGAUAGUUUUACAGUGUGAACAGCUGGAGACAGAGAUGACGACCUAUAUGCAGCUACAGAGGUCCAACCUCCACCACGCUAUUGAUGUCCUCCACACCUACGCCACCAUCGUGUCUCAGUUUGGGACAACUUUCUCUGACCAGAACAGGACCUGUCAUUACCUGUGCUGGCUCCAGGAGUUACAGCAUGACUUUGCAAGUGACAGAUGUACAGAGAUUGUGAAUGAGUUCCACAACUUGUAUGGUAACCCAGUAAUACCAGCAACAAAAAUACAGCUGAUCCUCAACACGGAAACCAAACUUCAGGCCAUCAACGCUGACAUCAACGUCCGCAUUGUGAAGCUGAUAGAGAGACGGAGCACGGAGACCUUGGAGACUAGUGUAUUGGAGCUCCAGAUUGAGGAAAAUGCUAAAAAUCUGCAGUGUUUUGUACAAGAAAAUGGAUCAAGUGGAUGCUGUAGUCUUAUGGCAUGGAUCAUUGCCGCCCUGUGUACUCUCAACAAACGUUACAACCAGAUGGAGGGCGCCGCUGCAGGUGCUGGGGACCGUCUGAUGGACCUGACUUCGAGAGAUGGAGAUUGGUUCCUGGAUGAACUGUGUAGUAUGAGCAGCAACAUCAUGCAUUAUAUCGAUAUGCUCAAGAUCAAUACCUGGGUGGGUAGUCUGGAGCACUUUAAAUCUCUCGACCAAGCUUUGAUGUCAACACACAAUGUUUAUAUAGCCCUGCAGGAGCUCAACAUGAACUUCCGUACAAUCAUCCUUCCUGAAGCACUCAAGGCUAUACAAGGUGCCGAGCCUAGCGUGUGCUCUGCCUUGGAGGGAUUGGAGCGAAUGUUUGCCGACGCCAGUCAUCCUUUGGAGACAAUUGUGGCACAGCUCGAAAUCCUACAUAGGAACGCCAUCAUGGGGAUUGAGAAUGACAACAUGGAAAUGAUGACAGCAGUGAAGAGGAUGCGUCUUCAGUACAAUGACCUAUUGGAAGGCCAGGAUGUUGAUUCCAAGGAGCUGAGUCCAGGACAGAUGUUACUGAUGGGCUUUAACGGCCUGUUUACCCGUCUGGAACAUGAGUUCUCCGACCUGAUGGAGGCUAUGGACUAUCUACAAGUCCCGGAUGUCUGGCGAAAGGUUGAUGCCGUCAGGGAGGGUAAAUCCAUGCAGCUCUCCUCCUUCACACGAAGCACCAGAGGGUACCUUUCCGGCCUCUUCUUCAUCCGACGGCUCCAGGCCAUGAGGGAGUUCUUCCACAUGUGUACCCAGUUUGCCGUCAACCUUCAAGGGUUAGAGGGAGGAAACUGUUUUGAUGAUGAACAACUUUCAAAACCAAUCAAGAAGUUCAUCGCCGAGUAUGUGAGGAAACAGGUGAUCGGAUUCCCAUCUCAGAUCCUGGGCUACCUGGUUUGUGUGUUCAUCAACGCCCUAGGUUUGAAUGUCACAGCCGAAAUUGACCUAAAGGAUGUUGGGGCAGAAUCUAAAGUCCCAUUAGAGGACCUGAGGAAAAAAGCUGUGGAUGUGUGUCUCCGUAAUGGUCAGUUCCAGCACCUCCACUUUACUCAGGCCAGUGCACUGACCAAUACAUUGGAUACUUCAUGGAGGAGACAUGACCUUGCCAGGCGUCUGGAUUCCAACAUUGAUGUGAUGAAGGCAAGUCUACAGCGUGCCCAUCUCCAGCUAACUCGCCUACUUUGGCUACACGAGGAUGCUUUCUCCCAGGGCGGUCGUCACGUCAACACUCUCACCAUACCGAACCGUUCCACUGUCAUGUCUGAAAUGAGGAAGUGUAUGCAGUCCUUGGUGGGUCAGGAGAGUGGCUUCAGUUCCUGUCAGGCACGAUACGCCCAGCUGGAAGCUAGCAUCAUACAGAGGCUCAAAUGGGCAGCUGGGGCCAACCCUUCACUCAAUCUCAUUCUCCAGCAGUUUGAGGAGGACAGCACCUACAGGAAACAGCUAUAUGAGGAGGAAAGUAAACAGUGUACAGAGGUUGUCGGUUUGUGUCAGGGAAUACUUCACCUAGAGGCUCUUCGCACCAGAACACCCGAGGCUAUCGCCUCCGACACCAACUUCCUCAGCCUCAUCAAUAGGUGUAACGAGAGUUGUAUAAUAGCGUCGUCCACAGAUAGCACCGUGACAGAGCUGGAAAUCCUUCUGAUGAGUACAAAGCCCCCGAGUGAGGACGAGACAACCAACCACAACUGGCUAAAGGAAUGUCAUGAAGACAUCGCAGAACAGAUCACCCUGCUCAAACAGGAAGUUGACACCUUGAAAAAGGAAAUGGACAUCUCAAAGGAUAACAUCAAGAAAGAAUCACUAUCGAUCCGUGGCAUUCUGAGUACCCACCACAAACUGAUGUCAGAGAUCAGAACCAUACUCAAAUCCAUGGCAAAGCAGGAAGAACAGGACAUGGGUGAUUUGUCUGUGGCUGGCAGUGUGAGAGAAUACUUGUCAGUCUACAAGAACUUCUCUGAGAACUUCAGCACAGCCCUGAAGAUUGUCAUCACCGAGGAUGUGCUCAAAGAAGGGAUGGCUGAGGCUGACUCCAUCAUAGACUCCCUCAUCAGUCAGGUCUCACAGAUUUACGACGACCUUGUGAACUUAGCACCACCCUUGUUAUCCCUGGAGGACAACCAGGAGUCUGCGGACUACAAUUUUGUUUCUGUUGUGAAGAAAUCAGAACUGCGUGACAUGCCGAGUCCAUCAAGAAAGGGUACACAGGCGCAGCGGGACAACAGCAACACCCCUCCCUAUAGCUCCCAGACUGGGGCCCUCGCAAAGAUCACAGGGCCAGUGAGUGUGAAGAAACCAGAGAAGUUGUCAAGAGACCCAAGGACAGGUAAAGCUAUCCAAGAGAGAAACUCGUACGCAGUCAGUGUGUGGAGACGGGUCAAGAUGAAACUGGACGGACGAGACCCUGACAUUAACAAACGGUUGUCUGUUGCUGAACAGGUGGACUAUGUUAUCAAGGAAGCCACCAACAUAGACAACUUGUCCGUGUUGUACGAGGGAUGGACACCUUGGGUGUGAACGACCAAUGGAAGUAUAUUCCAGGCCAAAGUCAAAGUCGCUACAGGCAACGAAUCCUCGCAGACCAUUGGUCCAAUCUCUACAAGCCGUGCAGUCGCAGACUUGCGGUUUAAAAUGAGUGGAGAGGAUGUCUGACAAGGCGAAGAUCAGCUGUACAUCCAUGCGGAUUGUCAAGCGUGACCAUCACAUAGAAAGCUCAACAAAUAUAUGCUCUCGGGCCCUGCCGGAGGGCCCUGUAUACGAGAGCGAGUUUUGCUUUUCCUGUGGAGAUAGCUCCGAUAAAAAAUACCAGUACAGCUAGCAGCACUCAAAUCUGUCACAGAGAGGAGGUAGUCGGUAUGGAAAUUUAGAAAGUGUACGAGAAGGUUAAACAAAGACAGAAAGAAAAGACACACUGGUGACUCGUUUUGCGGUAAGAUAGCCAGAUGAUUUACCAGUAUUACCUUAUAUGGAGAAGUAGGGAAAGUAACUGUGUGAGCAGACGACAGACCAAGAAGAUAAUUGAUGGGAGCAGAUGUCAACGCUUAACUUUUUUUUCUCAGAAAAAAGUUUUGCUGCUUAAAAGAAGAAGCAUGAAACCUUAGAAUAUCCUUGUGUAACUCCGAAAGGUGGUUUUACUGCGUGGACAGUAGAUGUAGUGAAAUUUACCAACAAGAGGCAAAACCUGACACUGGAUUUGGAAGUGCAUAAAUAGAGAGAAAAAAACUAUUGUUGUAAAUAGAGACAAGAAAUUGUCAACCUUGUACCUGUGUUGAAGACAUGGGGUCUCUGAUAAUCCAUUUAGUAUGAAAGUAAGCCAAGCAGAAGUAAACAGUUACGGCAUCGUCAGCUAUGGCUUUGGAUACUUUAUGGUUUGUAGGGAGCUCAUCUACUUAUGUAAUUUUGUAUUGUCAAAUGUAAAAAAAAAGAGUAAUAUUUGGUUUUUGUUUUUCCAACAUUGUUAACAUUUUUUUUUGUAUUUUUUUCCUUCAUCAUUAAAAAUGUGGUAGAUUUAUAGUGCAGAAAUCUAUGUGAACUUUUGCAUGCCACAAAUUAUACCAGUAUUUAUCAUUCAUAUAAGUUUCAUAAAUACAAAAAAAAAAAAAAUACCUGAGUGUAAUAUUUGGUAUUUCCUCUGGUUUUGAAGUGAGAGCUAUUUAAAAUUUCAGUGUUCAUAAAUAUAUGAUGUAAUAUUACCAUUCAUAAUAUGCUUAACUUAUUUCCACCAAACAGUUAUCCACCCUCCAUGAUAAACAAUUGUUUAAAGUCUUGUAAAUUCAAGUUUAUAAAAUCAAGGCUGUUGUCAACAUUUAACAGUAGAGUUGUAUGCUUUGCACCAAGUCAUUCUUUGACAAUAUUUUGAACAUUGUUUUAAGUAUUUUUUUUCCCCAUUGCAAAUUUUAUGCAUUUGUAUGGGACAAAGUGGAGUUAUAUUUAAUAAGUGGUUUAAAAUGUCACUGGGCAUUAACAUUUGAGGUGUUUUUUUGCAAUUCCCUAAUUUUCUGUAAAAGUGAUUGAUUUUAAUAAUAUGUUCAUAUUAUUUCUUAAAUAUACCCAUUACACCUGUUUGAAAUCAUAGAAAUAGUUUGUGAUUGAAUUUUAGAAAAAGUCUUGCUUACAGUUUUGAAUCAAUCAUUCAACAUAUGGAAUAUUUCAAAAGUAAAGUUUUGUACUUAAUCAUAUCAGUGACAAAACUUACCAGCAUUGGAUGCUUACGAUUGUAGUUGCUUCAAGAAGAAAAUUGAAAUAAUGCAAAUCAUUCAUUGGUAGGCUAAAAGAUGAUUUAAAAUGUAGAUUACUCAUUGAGGCUCUGAAGUAGGGAGGGGCUUAAUUGGAGAUCAUUUAAUGGGGAUGCUAAAUCGCAGAUCAUCCAUUCACAACACUAAAAUAUGGCUAUACUAAAUUGUAGAUCACCCUUCACAACACUAAAAUAUGGCUAUACUAAAUUGUCGAUCACCCUUCUCAACAUGAGAAUGUGGCUAUACUGAAUCGCAGAAUGCCCUUCACAACACUAAAAUAUGGCUAUACUGAAUCGCAGAUCACCACUGGAGCUCUAAAAUAUCUGCUAAAAUAGAGACGAUGGGGUCAUCAUAGUGUCCGGUGCUAAAACUCACUAUAAGACUAUGAAUUUGGCUGAUAUGUGCCUUUGCUAUGUAAGUAUGACCAUGUGAAAAAAACAGACCACGUCAUGGAAAGGUAAAAUGCUGGGCUGCUGCGAUGUUAAUCGUAAAACAGGCCAGCAUUUUAUGGCGAUGUGCUUUUGAUUGUAAAACAGGCCAGGAUUUUAUGGCGAUGUGCUUUUGAUUGUAAAACAGGCCAGCAUUUUAUGGCGACGUGCUUUAUAUAACGGUAACAAUAUUCAAAACUAAUGUUUUAAAGCUGAAAUAUUUUGUUCUAGCAUAAUUUGGUCUAUCAUCCAUUUCCAUACUUUCAGAAUUCGGGCACAGGUUUACCUUAAUGAUAAGUAAUGGGGAAAAAAGUCACACUUUUCAUACACCACAACAUAUUAUGACCAGAAGUGUUUAUUUAGUUUUGUACUCUUGUAUUGAAGUUUGGAUAGCUUUGAUUAAACCCUACUCAAAUGUAUUCACUUUUUUCAGUUAAGCAUUUCAGAGUAAAGUUAUUUGCAAAUUAUUCAUUUACACCAUUUUACACUUUGAUAUAAUUGCAUUAGCUAAAAUAUCAUGUUUAAUACAUUGCUGAUUGGCUAAGGUGUUAGAUCAAUGCUGACUUGAUCUAAUAUCUUGCCUUACAAAAUAAUCAACAUGUUUGAUUCAAGUUCCCAUGUUGUGUCAACAUCAGUAUAGGGUCUUAAGUGGCAAACUUAUUUUAUCUGUUGCCUUUUGACUCCUGUGCAUCAAAAUUUCUUUUUCUUUUUAAAUGAGUAAUAUUGUCAGUAUUUUUGAAAUUUUAUUACAUGAGUUUUAUGACUUGUUCAGAACUGUAAUAAUAAUCCAUUUUAAAGUUAGAUCUUUAAAGUAGGAGGUAUUCUUUGAUAUUUUAUUAGCUGCAGUAUUAUCGCAGACUACUUCGACUUACUAGUUAUGUUGUACAAUCUCCUUAGCACUGAUUCCUAAUUCUAAUCACACAAGUAAGUAUAUCCUGUAUUUCGUAAAACCUACAUAUGGAGUGAAAUUUAAAUUCAAGAUCAGGGGCCUGUCGUUUAUGCAGACAAACCGGUUCAUCAGUUUUUAAUGUAAUAUUUCGAACAUAUAUCUUGACGGGCCUACAAAUGUUAAUACAGGCCUUGGGAGUCUUUGUCAAGGCUCAUCUGAAAACAAUAUAAAAUCGUCAGGUCCGUCUUUAUUUCAUAACGAACAACACCAGCCAAACUGGACCAUCCGUUUGGACCGCAAAAACGAAAACGGCCUGUGUCAUCAAAUGAAGUGUACACAAAAUAUUUGUUGACUAUUGAAUUUGUAAUGAAAACAGACUUUAUAGUGAAAACUUUAAGGAAAAACAAGGGAAUAUUUUUGGAACAGCUGAACUUCAGUCCUUUUUGCCUCCAUAUGGACAUAUUUAUGUUAGAUAUUGGGUCACAGUGCUUAAAACCAUACAACUGGAUACACAGUGUAUCUGCAAGAAGGUAGAAUCAAUUUUACCUAAAAAGUGAAGGCAUUUGACUAGUAAAAUUUUAUAGCGUACAGUAGUUAUACUUACUGAUGUACACGUUUUGGUAUUGCAGGAUUAUUUUGUUUUGUCAAGAAUUUGUGAUAAACUUAACACACUUAAGUGAAGUCACAAAAUUUGCUAUUAAAAUGUUUUUGUUAAUCUCUCUGAAUAAAUUUGUAAUCAGUGUAUUCGUGCAACAGUACUGUUAUCAGAUAUUUUAAUUUUAUGUUCAAAGCUUGAAGUAUUUAAUAUAAAAUCACUUUUAUGUAGUCUAACAGAACUUUAGUCAUCGUUAAGUGUUUUAUUAAUUUCUUAAUAUUAACCAGAAAAAACUUUUAAAGUAUUUAAACCCCAAAAAUCAUACAUGUGUGUUGUAUUCAUGGUACUUAAACUAAAAUUUCUCUUCAGUAUAACGUUUUGAAAUACUAAAUGUGUUUGGCACUCACAGUGAAAGAAACUGUUUCACUAACUUGAUGCCAACUUAUUUCAAAUGUGUUAUCUCCAGAUAUUGCAUCAGAGACUUGUAUAAUGGGAAAAUUUGAAUUCAAAGGGAAGUCAUUAAUGAAAGUGGUAAUUAGGAAAAAAAGAUGGAGGGAGGGUAUGUAAUUAUUCAAUUUCAGAAUUGAUGAAUGUUGGUUACAGUAAAAGGUCAAGCAGAAAUGAGAACAUGGUCAACAACUACAAACAUUGUAGAAAAAGUUGACAGGCCACUUUCAUUUACGGUGGUCCAAACAGUUUGACCAAUUGAGCCAGAGUUGUUUAUGAAAAAGCUGGUAUCUUAUUCUGAUAUCUGGAGAGCAUUAACAAAGAAUUUCAAGAACCUGCAUUAACACCUUCAGGUCAAGUUUUAUGCCUGAAAUGGCACAUUUAUAUAUUGAGUCCAUCCCCAGUAGACAUUAGAUUUACCUAAAAUGUUAAAAUGUACCCUUUAGAAUUCAGUGACAUUGUUUAUUUUGAAUGAGAAUAGUUUCAUCAUAUGCUCAAUAGAAAGGGAAGAUAACUCCCUUGGACGAUCAUGUACAGGUUACCAGGUGGAGAUUUAUGAGAAUAAAGUCAUGUCGAAAGACUGGGUUAUAGGAAAAAGUAAAUAUAGUGUAUAUGGAAGAGCAUGCCAGAAGACAGGAGGGGAGAUAACUCCAAAGGCCUAGACAUAACUAAAGAUUUCUAUUGGUUACUAUACUAUGAACUAUUGCCACCUUCAUUUGAUGUUUAUUGUCUAACAAUUAAGUCUGAAGAUAUACUAUUGGUCAUGCUUCAUGUGACAGAAUCACUGCAUAUUAUUGCAAUUUGAUGUAAAUAGCUUUGAUUUUUUUUUCUUCGUUCCUCUGUGUUUUGUGUAAUUCAAGUAAAAAAAUAAAGCAACUAUGCUUAAAAACCAA
Molecule: messenger RNA, 15894 nt
Organism: Pecten maximus
Lineage: Eukaryota; Metazoa; Mollusca; Bivalvia; Pectinida; Pectinidae
Product: serine/threonine-protein kinase SMG1-like
Exons: 74
Coding region: 86-10924 (3612 amino acids)
Biological process (GO): nuclear-transcribed mRNA catabolic process, nonsense-mediated decay; phosphorylation
Cellular component (GO): nucleus
Molecular function (GO): protein serine/threonine kinase activity; protein binding
Source: RefSeq, a predicted model, not a curated record